This is a messenger RNA of Ascochyta rabiei, 1002 nucleotides long. RefSeq lists its product as uncharacterized. The transcript has a single exon. Gene Ontology annotation, molecular function: RNA-DNA hybrid ribonuclease activity; nucleic acid binding. The coding region runs from base 1 to 1002 and encodes 333 amino acids. Lineage: Eukaryota; Fungi; Ascomycota; Dothideomycetes; Pleosporales; Didymellaceae. The record is from RefSeq and is a predicted model, not a curated record.
AUGGCGAUCACACGAAGCCAGACCGCCAAAACGAGAGAUGGCCUUCGGAGCCGCCUACCACAGCUUCAAAAGGCGCACGAACGCUCGCGAGAAGAAGUCCACCCCUCAAUUCUGCGGUCAGCGAAGGUGAGAAAGGAAAAGCUCCAUGUCAGAAGACACAGGUUACAGCGCAUAUGCGACUCGAUUCUCGGUCCCAAACCCACCUUUCCUGGCACCAUCAUCAUACCCGACUCAGUCGUUGCGAAACUCGAAGACGCCACACGCCUACAAAACAUAGAAAACGAUCUUAAACUACGCCAAGCACAAGUCUGUUGGGUCGAUGGCUCGAACCGGAAUGGCUUUCUAGGUGCUGGUGUGGUAUGGCGCGAUUCUGAACAGCUUUACUCAGCCAGUUACCAGCUCGGUCCAAACACUAAAGGCGACAGCACCGACGCCGAAGUCAUCGCCAUCGCCGCCGCCCUGGGACGAGCGAAGAAAUACACCCAGAGGGGGCAUCAGUAUCAACUUGUCCGGAUUUACUCAGAUGCUCGCGAAGUAUUGAAACAUAUUAGAAAUGGUACCUGCCACGCCGUAGGGCCGCUGUUGGUGAGGAAGACUGCGCUUGAGGGCUUAUACGCACGCGCAUAUUGGCUUAAAGCGCACAAGGUACGCGUCGAGCUGAUAUGGGUCAAAGGGCAUGCCAACAGCGAGGGGAAUCAAUCGGCGGAUGCAGUUGCUUCCAAUGCAGUGUCUGAACAGAUCAUCACUCGUAACGCGACUCCAUCCACUUCCUGCAUUCCCAAGACUGUAAACGACGUCCCAGAUCUGUGGAAGAGUCUUGGUCAAGAUUGGGUCGAUGAGUGGCUCUGGCGUGCAAAUGAUGCUCGGACGCGGACUAGUCGGAACCUAACAGGAGACGUUCGUUGGAAGCAGGUAGUGGCAUGGCAGCGAUCACACAACAUGCAGUAUCCACUGCGGUCCCUUGUGUUCAAGUAUAAAAUCAGGACCUCCAACACGCUCUGA